AUGGCAUUAGACAUGAGAGAUGGAAGAGCAAGAACUACGGUGAAUCGACAUGCCGUGAUUGUCAAACUUGAGCUCUAUAAAGAAGACAUAGCUGUUAGAUUUAAGGAAUUUCAAGCAUCGGUCAAGACAACACUAUCAACGGAACAAAUACGUAAAUUUUUAGAAGCUAAUGGCCAAGACUUAUCUGGCUCUAAUGAUGCUCUUCUCCAAAGAUGGAUACCAAACGGCCCUUUAUUUGUUUGUUCGAUUUCCCAACUUAUAAUUGUUUGUUGCAGCCAGGACUUGUUGUUCUAUGGACCAUUAGGGAAAUGCCCAGUUUGCAAUGGCAAUAAUUUGGAGUUCACUGGAUAUUUUUGUGAGUGUGGCACUUGCAUCUAUCGCUCAAGGUAUCCACCAAGGAAAAGAGGGCCCAUCAAGUACCCUAUUAGCAUCAUCAAGCAAAUCAACCCUCAUUUCAACCCUCGUUUCGACCCUCCUUAUGUGGAAGAUCAAGGGUUCUUCGGCCGUUUAUGGCCUGAAUUUAUUCCCCAACACGAUCCAUAUCGCCCGGCGGGUAACCGAGUGGAAAUGACACUAACUACAUAUCAAGACGAGGUGGAGAUCAAUGGCCGGAGGAUGAAGAAGAGAACUUUUUGGAUCUAUGUAAUGGUAAUUGUGCUAACGGGUUUCUUUAUGGUCAAACUUUGGUCCAAAUUGUCCACAGAAUGAAGAUAUCCCGAAACCUUCGUAUAUAUCACUAAACAAGUUGAAGCUAUUGACAAUCUUGGUUCAAGUUUAUUAAAAUAUUUUAAUUUUUCCUUGCAUUAUUUUACUAUUUUCACACCUAAAAAAACUUUGGGAUUGAAUUGAACACUUUUUUGAGCGUUGUAUAUUCACAUAUUAGAUUGGGGGAAGUAACAACAUUUUCAAGUUUCUUUUUGAAUUUUGAAGAUGCGUUUGUUUCGUAUUGGGGUGUGUGUGAGUCGAUUACUCUAGUGAAUGGAGGUUAUGUCGUGGUACCACUAAUUGUGGGGAAUGUACAACACUAUUAGUUGAAUGCAUAUUAUGCGGUUCAUUGGGGAGUCAUGAAAUUCUGAUUUCAUCUUG
This is a messenger RNA of Prunus dulcis (almond), 1086 nucleotides long. RefSeq names its product protein ADP-ribosyltransferase PARP3-like. The record is from RefSeq and is a predicted model, not a curated record. The transcript is spliced from 5 exons. Lineage: Eukaryota; Viridiplantae; Streptophyta; Magnoliopsida; Rosales; Rosaceae. The coding region runs from base 1 to 708 and encodes 235 amino acids.